AUGGCGGAGAAGAUCCUCAUGAACGAGUACAAGUCCCUCUCGAAGGAGACAUGGACCCACAUCUCGCUCGUGAACGAGAACAUUUUCGAGUGGAGCGUGGCCCUCAUCGUCCUCAACCCCGACUCCCUUUACUACGGCGGCUACUUCAAGGCAACCAUGAAGUUCCCACGCAAUUACCCAUACGAGCCACCAGACUUCCGCUUCGCACGCCCUCUGUGGCAUCCGAACGUCUACACCGACGGCCGCCUCUGCAUCAGUAUCCUACACCAGCCGGGCGAGGACAGUAUGAGCGGCGAGUUGGCCGGCGAGCGCUGGUCACCGGUACAAAGGGUGGAGAGCGUGCUUAUCAGCGUGCUCAGCCUUCUCGACGAUGCCGAGGUCAGCAGUCCGGCUAACGUAGAUGCGGGCGUCAUGCUGAGGAAGGACCCGGAAGCGUACAGGGAGAAGGUGCGCCUGGAUAAGGAGGCGAGCAAGCAGGACAUCCCGGCCGGCUUCGAGAUGCCGACACACGAAACCGCAUUCAAGCGGGAGGAGCGUGUGGAGAGCUUCAGCUGGUCGGACAGUGAGGCGGAGGAGGACUUUGGCGGGUCGGACAGCGAUGAGGAGAUGUUCGAUGAGGAUGAGGAUACGGACGGAGAGGAGGGCGGGGAGAAGGAGGAAGAGGAUGAGUGA
Messenger RNA from Baudoinia panamericana UAMH 10762, 672 nucleotides. RefSeq lists its product as uncharacterized. The record is from RefSeq and is a predicted model, not a curated record. Gene Ontology annotation, molecular function: ubiquitin conjugating enzyme activity. The transcript has a single exon. Gene Ontology annotation, biological process: protein polyubiquitination; proteasome-mediated ubiquitin-dependent protein catabolic process. The coding region runs from base 1 to 672 and encodes 223 amino acids. NCBI's taxonomy places the organism in Eukaryota, Fungi, Ascomycota, Dothideomycetes, Mycosphaerellales, Teratosphaeriaceae.